Messenger RNA from Miniopterus natalensis, 4031 nucleotides. The record is from RefSeq and is a predicted model, not a curated record. Lineage: Eukaryota; Metazoa; Chordata; Mammalia; Chiroptera; Miniopteridae.
CAUCGAUAUCUCCAUCGGCAGCCUGCGCGGGCUGCGCACCAAGUGCGCGGUGUCCAACGACCUCACCCAGCAGGAGAUCCGGACCCUGGAGGCAAAGCUGGUCCGGUAUAUUUGCAAGCAGCGGCAGUGCAAGCUGAGUGUGGCUCCUGGUGAGAGGACCCCAGAGCUCAACAGCUACCCUCGCUUCAGUGACUGGCUGUACACCUUCAAUGUGAGGCCGGAGGUGGUGCAGGAGAUCCUCCGAGAGCUCACGCUGGAUGCCCUGCUGGACAUGAACGAGGCCAAGGUGAAGGAGACGCUGCGGCGCUGUGGGGCCAGCGCGGAGGAGUGCGGCCGCCUGCAGUACGCCCUCACCUGCCUGCGGAAGGUGACAGGCCUGGGAAGGGAACACAAAGAGGACUCAGGCUGGAGUUCAUUGGAUGCCCGGCGGGAAAGUGGCUCAGGGCCUUCCACGGACACCCUCUCACCAGCCAGCCUGCCCUGGCACCCAGGGAGCUCCCAGCUGGGCAGGAUGAGUAGCAGUGGCCAGGGCCCACGCUCCGUCUCUGUGUCAGCUCUGCCCACCUCGGACUUCCCAACCCCUGGCCCCAGCGAGGGCCUCUCGGACACCUGUAUCCCCCUGCACGCCAGUGGCCGGCUGACACCCCGUGCCCUGCACAGCUUCAUCACCCCCCCAACCACGCCCCAGCUGCGACGGCACACCAAGCUGAAGCCGCCAAGGACACCACCCCCACCCAGCCGCAAGGUCUUUCAGCUGCUGCCCAGCUUCCCCACGCUCACCCGGAGCAAGUCCCACGAGUCUCAGCUGGGGAACCGCAUUGACGAGGUCUCCCCAAUGAGGUUUGAUCUCCCACACGGAUCCCCGCAGAUGGUACGGAGGGACAUCGGGCUCUCAGUGACACACAGGUUCUCCACGAAGUCCUGGCUGUCGCAGGUCUGCCACGUGUGUCAGAAGAGCAUGAUGUUUGGAGUGAAGUGCAAGCAUUGCAGGUUGAAGUGUCAUAACAAGUGCACAAAAGAAGCCCCCGCCUGUAGAAUAUCCUUCCUUCCAAUAGCUAGGAUUCGGAGGACAGAGUCUGUCCCUUCGGACAUCAACAACCCGGUGGACAGAGCAGCCGAGCCCCAUUUCGGAACCCUCCCCAAAGCACUGACAAAGAAGGAGCACCCGCCAGCCAUGAACCACCUGGACUCCAGCAGUAACCCGUCCUCCACUACAUCUUCCACGCCCUCCUCGCCAGCUCCCUUCCCAACGUCGUCCAACCCAUCCAGCGCCACCACGCCCCCCAACCCCUCGCCCGGCCAGCGGGAUAGCAGGUUCAACUUCCCAGAUAUUUCAGCAUUUCCACCGGCAGCCCCGUUCCCCGAUGCAGCGGACAGUACCCGGCUUGAUGACCAGCCGAGAGCAGACGCCUCGGAGGAUCGUGAAGUGGAGGCCGAGGAGCCGGAGGCUGGCAAGUCCGACGAGGCCGAAGACGACGAGGAUGAGGUGGACGACCUGCCGAGCGCCCGCCGCGCCUGGCGGGGCCCCAUCUCUCGCAAGGCCAGCCAGACCAGCGUGUACCUGCAGGAGUGGGACAUCCCCUUCGAGCAGGUGGAGCUGGGCGAGCCCAUCGGGCAGGGCCGCUGGGGCCGCGUGCACCGGGGCCGCUGGCACGGCGAGGUGGCCAUCCGCCUGCUGGAGAUGGACGGCCACAACCAGGACCACCUGAAGCUGUUCAAGAAGGAGGUGAUGAACUACCGGCAGACCCGGCAUGAGAACGUGGUGCUCUUCAUGGGGGCCUGCAUGAACCCGCCCCACCUGGCUAUCAUCACCAGCUUUUGCAAGGGGCGGACGUUACACUCGUUUGUGAGGGACCCCAAGACAUCGCUGGACAUCAACAAGACCAGGCAGAUCGCUCAGGAGAUCAUCAAGGGCAUGGGCUAUCUGCAUGCCAAGGGCAUCGUGCACAAAGAUCUCAAAUCCAAGAAUGUCUUCUACGACAAUGGCAAAGUGGUCAUCACGGACUUCGGACUGUUCGGGAUGUCUGGCGUGGUCCGAGAGGGACGGCGUGAGAACCAGCUGAAGCUGUCACACGACUGGCUGUGCUACUUGGCUCCUGAGAUCGUCCGCGAGAUGACCCCUGGGAAAGAAGAGGAUCAGCUGCCAUUCUCCAAAGCUGCUGACGUCUAUGCGUUUGGGACCGUUUGGUAUGAGCUGCAAGCAAGAGACUGGCCCUUUAAGAACCAAGCCGCAGAGGCCUUGAUCUGGCAGAUCGGAAGUGGAGAGGGAAUGAAGCGUGUCCUGGCCUCCGUCAGCCUGGGGAAGGAAGUCACCGAGAUCCUGUCUGCCUGCUGGGCUUUCGACCUGCAGGAGAGGCCCAGCUUCACCCUGCUGAUGGACAUGCUAGAGAAACUGCCCAAGCUGAACCGGCGGCUCUCCCAUCCCGGGCACUUCUGGAAGUCUGCUGACAUUAACAGCAGCAAAGUUGUACCCCGGUUUGAAAGGUUUGGCUUGGGAGUCCUGGAGUCCAGUAAUCCAAAGAUGUAGCCAGCCGCGCAGUUUUCCUGCCGAUUUCCUCCUUUCUUAAAUGUGUUUCUAAAACAUCCAAACACCACAACAAAAAGCAGCACUCGUCGGAUCGUCAGCCACGCUCCUGUGCGCCCCAAGCCAGGAGCGUGAGUCCCCAGUUCAGACUGUUCACAGAAACGCUUGGGUCUCGGAGAUGGAGACGCACCUGCUGUUUCUUAAAGUGACAUCACCAACCAAACCUGUCCCAACGGGCGGCAAAUGUUUACAUGUAUGUUUCUGCGGAGUGAGCUCAAUGUUUUACAAUAGGUAAUAAUAAAAACGGGCUGUGCAGAGGCGCCCCGGCACACUCCGCUCGGACAGCGGAGGUGGCGUCCCCUCUGGAGAGCCCCGAAGGCAGUGAGCCUACGCUGGGCCAGAAGGAAGAAAAGCCUCGUGGUUGUGGAUGUUCUCAGGGUAGGACGGGGGGACCACAGAUUUGACCUGGCCUCUGCUUUAGCCCUAAGCCCUGUCAGCGGGGAAGCUCCCUCUGUAGGGUCUCCCCUUGUCCCAACAGGAGAACACUGUCCCUUCCUCCUCCUGCAGAGGGAACCCUGGCUAGGAACCGAGCUGGAUUAGGAGGGUUGAAGGUUGCCAGUUCCCAAAGAUCUGGGUUCACCUCUGACCCUGCAGUUCAUCCCAUACCAGCCAGAGACAGAUAAAAUCCAAGUAACAUCUGCACUGCUCCAGUGGUUCCUGACCAGGGUUUCCACCUUCUGUGGAGAUGUUUCCUUCAUGAAGCCCCCAAGGAGGCACCCAGGAGAUGGGACUCGAGGCCAGUCCCUGACCGACAUCUGACCCCAGAGCUAAGGCUGUGUACACCACGGAGGCUCCGUGAGAACAAGGAAGGUGCGGAGGAGAGAGUAGCAGCAGUGGAUCCCUGAACCCACUCUCCCAGCCACAGGGUGCCCUGGCCCGACCUUAGGAACCCAUCGGUCAUCCCAAGGUUCUGGGACUGCCUGUCUCCCACUCCCCCAGUCCUGUUGAAACCCCUCAGCCCCCUCCUUGCUCUUCUGCUGUCCAUGUCCAGGGCUAAGAUGGGAGGCAUGUGGCCCCCCUUUCAUUUAGAGCCACCCAGCAAGCCCCCCUCCUCGUGUCCAGAGCCUUCCCCAGCACUAAGGCCUCCAUUUGAACCAGAAGGAAGGGCCAGAUUUGGGAAAGCCAGCGAGGGGAGAGCGUCCUGCCGGUCUUCAUUUGAAGCUGCCGCCUAAAGAGAAAAGUUCCAAGUGGCAAAGAAGCCCUUCAGCGGGUGUUAUGUGCUAUUGGGGCUCCAAAGCCAAAAAUGACCAAGUGGGAUAGGAGUGGCCAUGUGGUUGGAUUCAGACCCAGAACCUGUGUCCAUGCUCUGAGCCAAGAUGGGGGGGCAUGUGGUCCCCCCACCCCUUUCAUUCAGAUGCACCUAGCAAAGCUCCCGACCUUCAGAGCCCUCCCCAGCCUGGCCAGAAUGUCAUGUGAAACAGGCGUCUGCCCGGAAGCUGCAGCUGUG